Messenger RNA from Drosophila biarmipes, 1018 nucleotides. RefSeq lists its product as uncharacterized. The coding region runs from base 83 to 1018 and encodes 311 amino acids. The transcript is spliced from 2 exons. NCBI's taxonomy places the organism in Eukaryota, Metazoa, Arthropoda, Insecta, Diptera, Drosophilidae. The record is from RefSeq and is a predicted model, not a curated record.
UGCCACACUAGACAAACACAUUUUUGUUUUGUUUAAUAUUUCUUAAUCAUUUUGCCAAUUUCCUUCACUUUAUAACUUAAAUAUGAGCUUGGCCAACAUAAAACAGAAAGAAACCAAGGGCAAGAAGAAAAUGCUGCCCAAAUUGCGAACUAUUCUGGCUAAUCCGUAUAAACAGCACAGUCCUGUUUUGUCGGAUGAGGAAGUCCAGCAGUUUUGUCAGAUUCUCCAAAGAGCCAGAGACAAAAGCGCGACAGAAACCAAAUCGUUUGCCACUCGAUUUGGUAUUCAUCUUGGCCUGGAAAGCUCCCUGCGUGCCAUAAAUUCCCAACGUUUUUCCUGCUUGCUGGUUUCCUUAAGCCUGCGACCAGCACAUCUCAUCCGUCUCAUAGCCACCAGUGCAUCCGUCAAGGUUCCCACGGCACCCGUCUAUGCACAGCCCAAAAUGGAGGAGCUUACUCAGGAAAUUUUUGGGGUAAGGGCUGUUUGCUUGGCCCUACCCUUGGAUUUGGGUUCCAUAAGUACGGAGCUCGAGCAAUGGGUUGCAGCCCGAAAGCGGACACCGCAACCAGCCAAAAAGAUAAUCCCAAAAAUCCACAAAAAAGCCAAGAAAGUGGCAAUAUAUACUCAACACAUCGAAGAGGAAGUGAAGAAACCCCUUCCCAUAGUUGAAAAAAAGGAUUGGGAUGAUGAUUUCAUAUCCUUCUCCGAAGACAAACCCUCUAUAAGGCUGGACCGCGAGGAUGUCCAGAUGGAGACCCAAAAACUGGGCAAUGCGCUCAGCAAUUUGGCCAUGAAAGCCAAAAGUAAAAAGGUGGAAGUGAGAAAAGAGGAAUCCCCCGUCUUGGAGCCCAUGGAGGUGGAUCACAUUGAAGAUUUAGUGGAGCCCGAUGAAGAUGAUUUUCUGCCUAAGAAUCUGCAGAACUAUCGACCCCUUACUGUCCACCAAGUACGCCCCAAUCCCGACAAGAAACCCAAAAAGAAGCGAAACAAAAAGUCGAAUCAGUUAACCAAAUCCUAG